This is a messenger RNA of Tetrahymena thermophila SB210, 2769 nucleotides long. RefSeq names its product EF-hand protein. Gene Ontology annotation, molecular function: calcium ion binding. The record is from RefSeq and is a predicted model, not a curated record. Lineage: Eukaryota; Ciliophora; Oligohymenophorea; Hymenostomatida; Tetrahymenidae. The transcript has 10 exons.
AUGAAGCUACGUACUUAGAGAAUACAUGAAGUAGGUGGCAGUAAUGCUGAUUUUAGGCCUAAGAACUACACUAGACCUGAAGGACUUGAAAGAUUAGAUUUUCUUUCUAAAAAUAAAUCUGUACAAAAUUUCAGCGAAAUAGUAAAGUCAAAGACUAUGAGAUCAUCCCCUCACCCAUAGGAGAUUGCUGAAUAGUUUUACAAGACAAAUCAAAAAUAAAUUAAAGAGAAAUCUAUAAUAAUUCCGCCUCAUCACUCUACUUUAGAAGAUGGGGAAAAACUAAAGGUAUUUACAGGAGACUCGCAUUUGUUGGGAGAUAAAAAGCAAUAAUUUGGAUAUGUUAAACUCAAGACAAAGAGUUAGAAAAAGAAUCCAGAGUUUUAAAGCUUAGUUAAUGAGAAACACGAAUUGCAUGCUACAGCUAUUUAAGAAACGUAAUUGGUAGGUCUAGAAUAGAGAGAUACUUUAGAAGGUAAGAUAGACCUAGAAAAUGUUCGUGAAAUCAGAAAAGCUUUGAGAAGAAGGUAUGCAAAUCGUAAAAAUUUUUAAAAGAUUUUUGCUGCUUGGGAUUACGAUGCUACUGGUAUUAUUACAAUUAAGAAAAUGUAUGAGAUGCUGAAUAAGAUGGAAAUCAAAAUUAAUAUGGACGAAGCUCGUGUGCUUGUAGCUUCAGCUGAUGAAAAUAAUUAGGGAUAUUUAAAUCUCAAUCAGUUUAUGUAUCUUAUUUUUAAUUCAAAUGAAACACUCAAUGUUGACUUGAAAAAGAUUCCAGUUCUUAGUGAAAAUGAAAUGCAGGAAUUAGUUGGAGGAGCUAAAGUCGUAGAUAAACUAGCAGAGGAUGUAAGCAAAGUUAAAAACAGCAGAAAAGAAAAGUAAUUGCUAGCAGUCUUAAAGAAUAGAUUAGAAAUUAUUAUAAACUAAAUACUUCAGCAAGACACUCUUGAUUUUGGUUUUAUACCUUAUGAAAAAUUUGAAACAGCUAUGAAAAAAGUAGCCAUUCCUACUACAGUCAUGGAUGUAGGAGACAUUAGAAGAUUGUAUGAUCAAUAUAAAAUAGACGAACACAAAUUUGAUUAUAAAAAAUUCAUAAAUACUUUAAGAAACUAUAACUUUAUACUAGAAGAUUUAUAUAAACCAGAAGUAGAGGAGGAAGGUGUUCAUUUGAAGAAGAAUUCAGAUAAAAAUUUAUUAUUACAUUAAAAACUCUUAAGUAUGGAAAAGCCUAUCCACAUCAUAGACUCUCAUGAAUAAAAUAGUUGGUAGCUGGAACUAAUUAGAACCAAAGCAAAUAAAGUUUUUAAAACGAUUUAAAGAUAUUUCUCUAGUAAGAAAGAAUUUUAGGAUUUUCUAAAUUCACAGCUUCACUAAACAGAUGGAGAAAAUAUUUCAAAACAAAAUCUUACUAAAUUUUUCAAAAACGUUUUCCUCACUGUAGGUGAAAAGGAUGUCACUUAAAAUGAACUAGAAGGUUUCCUUUCAGCUUUUAGAUAUAACAACCACGGAUAUACCCCAGUUAAUGAGAUAGCUCCUCUAAUUUAUGAAGAGUCAGAUAAAGAAUGGAAUAUACGUAUGCAGUGGAAAAAGAACAGACCAGCUCCACCAAAUUCUAAGCUAUUCCAUGAUGAAUUCCCAAAAGAAGAUUUAGAAUCUAAAGAAAAUGAUGAGGAAUAUAUAAGACAAAAGAAUGGUUGGAUUGAAGAAAAAGAGGAAUAAAAUAAAUAAAACUAAUUAGAAAGUACAAUUUUGAAUAAUAACAGUACACUCUACCAGUAAUAGGAAAAGAGUCCUAAGCGGAGACGCAAUCUAAACACUCAAAAAAAUAUUUCUGCAAGCACGCCUUAACUAGAAACAAUCAACAACGAAUUAGCAAAAAACAUGAAUAGUACUUUUGAGGAUAUGUAAAAGACAAAAUUAAAUGAUACUUAAAAUAAAACUGAAAAUUCUGAUGUUUUCAAAUAAUCUAAUGUCUUUUAAAAUUAAAAUUCCUCCAUCAAUAAUUACAAGACUCUUGUAUAAUCAAAGAGCUUCAAUUUAAAUAGAAUUUUAUAGAAAGUAGAAAACAGACUAUUUAAUUCAUCAACAAAAGCUCUCGAAGUUUAUAGAUCAUUCGAUACUGAUAAUGAUGGCUAUGUUUCUCAGAAAGAUCUUGUUUAGAAGAUAAAAGAAUUAAAUCUGCUUGAAUAUGAAGAAAUCAGACCCUUUUUAUAGUAUUUUGAUCCUGAGUAGAAAGGUUAUGUCAACUUUCAUGAAUUUAGUUCAAAAAUAAGAUCUGGAAUGACAAUAAACAAUCCUGAAGGCAAAAACACAGUUUUCCCUACAAUUCUUCCUGCUGCAGAAAAGAAUGAUAAAGUUAAAUCAAUGCUUCCUAUGAUAAAAACUACUAUUUAAAGUUUAAGAGAUAGUUUCCGUCCAGAUAAUUCUACAUUAGAGGAGCAAAAAAAAACAAGAUUUGGUGCCACUCCUCUCCAUCAAAAUACUUUUGUUAAUAUUGGUGUUUCUGCAAAUAGUCCAAUGUACUAAAAUGAAAAAGAUAGGUUUGAUACAAAGUAUAACCAUCGUAUAUAAUUCUAAAAAGAGGAGCUUAAUAAAAAAUACAAUAUUCUAAAUGCAAGAAUCACAAAAAUUAAAGAAAGAAACAACUCACUUAACACAAAAAUAGAGGAAUAAUGGCAAAAAACUUAGUUUUUGGAAAGUGAAAAAAUAAAAUCCAAGGGGUAUGCUUAGUGGGCAUAUGAGCAUAGAGCUCAUUUACAAAACGACUGGAAAUGA